GGGAGCACUGGAACACCGGAGUGGAUGGGGAAAGGCAAGAGGCAGAAGGAGAUGAGAUUCGUGUUGAUGAGGGUGAUGAUACUACUGCUACGAGGUCGAUGAUGGAUAUAGCUGCUAGAAUGUGACUGUGCAAAUCAAGCUCAGAGCAAGACUCAAGACUCUCUCACUGCUCUCACUGCUCUAAAAGCUCUCAGCUACGGACUACAAGAGUGGCUAGACAAUUUACUGUAUAGCUGCUAGAACCUGCCAUGCACAGUCAUGGACUCUGACUCGGCGAGCAUCAGGACCCAGCUGCCAGACUACGAGGCCGCUGCAGCCCUCACUGCUCCUCCCUAUCAGUCACGCCACACGCGCUCUAGGCAGCUCGAGCCGUCCAGGCUACGGCCGCCACCGAGACAUCUCUCUGAACGACCUGCUGUACUGCCUGCUCCCUCUGCGCAGUCUCCUUUUGAAGAUGCCGUGCGUGCUUGUACAAGCAGGUCUCACCCGGAGAACCCCAUCGUUCAGGGCAGCAGGCGUUCAUUCCUGAUGCCCAGCAAGCCGCACAGCGCAAUGAGCUAUCGGCCGGGUGUACAUCAGCUGCAUGGUGUCAGGGAUACGCGGAUGCAUGUCCCACCAGCGCUGGAUGAGGAUGGCAAUCCUGUGAGGGGCCUGAGCAAAAGCCACAAAGCAGCCAUGACAGGCGCUGCGGCUGCCGUAGUGCUUGCUGCGUCAUGCACAAUCAUGUGAAGUCUCCAUCAUGCGCAUGCUGUACAUCACCGACAAGGGAGCCUACUGCCUCUCUUCCUGCGCUGGCGCCGUUUCCAUCUGAAGUCAAAUUUUGCUUCAAAACGCGACAGAAACGAGUCAAGAGACAAAAGACUACAACAGUAGCCAGACCCAGCAAGUCCGUGUGCUCCAUGC
Protomyces lactucae-debilis is the source of this 903-nucleotide messenger RNA. RefSeq lists its product as uncharacterized. Bases 259 to 729 code for a protein of 156 amino acids. Lineage: Eukaryota; Fungi; Ascomycota; Taphrinomycetes; Taphrinales; Protomycetaceae. The record is from RefSeq and is a predicted model, not a curated record. The transcript has a single exon.